UCUUCGCCUACGUAGGGCCCGGAAGCUUCCAGCUCCUCGAGCAUGAUAAUAGAUAUGUUCCUCUUAGCUGCCAUCAUCGGUCUCUUGACCUACUGGUUUUUCUUCCGCAAGAAAAAAGAGGAGGUCCCGGAUUUUGCCAAAAUCCAGCCAGCAGUAACACAAUCGACCAAUGAGGGCAGCUUUAUUGAAAAAAUGAAAAAGACGGGCAGAAACAUAGUGGUUUUCUAUGGCUCCCAGACAGGGACCGGUGAAGAGUUUGCCAACCGCCUGGCCAAAGACGCCCAUCGGUAUGGCAUGCGGGGCAUGUCCGCUGACCCGGAGGAGUACGACUUGUCCGACCUGAGUCGCCUUACUGAGAUCGAGAAGGCUCUGGCGGUCUUCUGCAUGGCCACCUACGGGGAGGGAGACCCAACGGACAACGCCCAAGACUUCUACGACUGGCUGCAGGAGACGGACGCCAACCUCUCCGGCAUCAAAUUCGCAGUAUUUGGACUUGGGAACAAAACAUACGAACAUUUCAACGCCAUGGGGAAAUACGUGGACAAGCGACUGGAGGAGCUUGGCGCCCAGCGGAUUUUUGAGCUCGGCCUAGGAGACGACGACGGGAACCUGGAAGAGGAUUUCAUCACGUGGCGUGAGCAGUUCUGGCCGGCGGUGUGCGAGCACUUUGGUGUGGAGGCCACAGGAGAUGAAUCCAGCAUACGUCAAUAUGAACUGGUUAUCUACGAGGACAUCAACAUGAACAAGGUUUAUUCGGGAGAAAUGGGCCGUCUCAAGAGCUAUGAGAGUCAGAAGCCGCCGUUUGAUGCCAAAAACCCCUUCUUGGCCCCGGUUUCCGUGAACCGGAAGCUAAAUCAAGGGGGUGAUAGGCACUUCAUGCACCUGGAGCUGGACAUCACCGGUUCCAAAAUCCGGUAUGAGUCUGGAGACCACAUUGCUGUGUACCCAGCCAACGAGGCUUCACUAGUGAACCAGCUUGGAGAAAUCCUCGGGGCAAAUCUGGAUACGGUCAUCUCCUUAAACAAUCUAGAUGAGGAAUCCAACAAGAAGCACCCGUUCCCUUGCCCCACCUCCUACCGGUCCGCGCUGACCUACUACCUGGACAUCACCAACCCGCCCCGCACCAACGUCCUCUACGAGCUGGCGCAGUACGCCACGGACGCCAACGAGCAGGAGAACAUGCGCAAGAUGGCCUCCUCCUCUGCGGAAGGCAAGGCACUGUACCUCAGCUGGGUCGUCGAGGCCCGGAGGAACAUCCUGGCCAUCCUGCAAGACACUCCCUCGCUGCGCCCUCCCAUCGACCACCUCUGUGAACUGCUGCCCCGUUUGCAGGCUCGCUACUACUCCAUCGCUUCAACCUCCAAGGUGCAACCAAACUCCGUCCACAUCUGUGCCGUCUUGGUGGAGUAUGAAACCAAGACGGGCCGGGUGAACAAAGGCGUGGCCACCAGCUGGCUGAAGACCAAGCAUCCCAACGAGAACGGGCACAAGUCCACGGUGCCCAUGUACGUCCGGAAAUCGCAGUUCCGGCUGCCUUUCAAAUCCACCACUCCUGUCGUCAUGAUUGGGCCAGGGACCGGCAUAGCACCCUUCAUUGGGUUCAUCCAGGAGCGAGGGUGGCUCAAGCAGCAAGGCAAGGAGGUGGGCGAGACGGUGCUCUACUACGGAUGCCGGCACGAGAAUGAGGACUACCUCUACAAGGACGAGCUGGCAAAAUUCCUCAAGGAGGGAGCCUUGACUGAGCUGCACGUGGCUUUCUCAAGAGACCAACCGCAGAAGAUUUACGUUCAGCACUUACUGAAGAAGAACAAGGAGAGCAUGUGGAAACUGAUCCAUGAAGGAAACUGCCACAUAUACGUGUGUGGCGACGCCCGCAACAUGGCUCGGGACGUCCAGAACACCUUCUAUGAGAUCGUGGCCGAGUUUGGCAAGAUGAACCAGCAGCAGGCCGUGGACUACGUCAAGAAGCUGAUGACCAAAGGCCGCUACUCCUUGGACAUCUGGAGUUAGGGGGGAGGGCACGAGCAGGGCUGUCUGGG
Euleptes europaea (tarantolino) is the source of this 2039-nucleotide messenger RNA. Its product is annotated as NADPH--cytochrome P450 reductase. The record is from RefSeq and is a predicted model, not a curated record. The transcript is spliced from 15 exons. The coding region runs from base 43 to 2010 and encodes 655 amino acids. Gene Ontology annotation, biological process: response to hormone. Lineage: Eukaryota; Metazoa; Chordata; Lepidosauria; Squamata; Sphaerodactylidae. Gene Ontology annotation, molecular function: NADPH-hemoprotein reductase activity; FMN binding; flavin adenine dinucleotide binding. Gene Ontology annotation, cellular component: cytosol.